This is a messenger RNA of Sitodiplosis mosellana (orange wheat blossom midge), 2353 nucleotides long. RefSeq lists its product as uncharacterized. Lineage: Eukaryota; Metazoa; Arthropoda; Insecta; Diptera; Cecidomyiidae. The record is from RefSeq and is a predicted model, not a curated record. Gene Ontology annotation, cellular component: plasma membrane. The transcript has 5 exons. Bases 498 to 2078 code for a protein of 526 amino acids.
ACUGUCGAAUCGACAGUGUCGAUCACUUGUUCAUUUCACUCUCUCACUUUGUUCAAGCCAAUUUGGUGUGCGUUCGACGAUCAUUACGCUUUCUUUCAACCAACACAAAUAGCCAGAUUGUACAUCUCAAAUUAUUUCUUCUAGCUACCAACAAUAUAAUAUAUUCCUUCGUUCUGGGUAUUUGUGUAUUUUUACUGUAAAGAACACAGAAGAAAACAACCGUUCAACAAAAUACAACUCAUUCAAAUCGAUUCAGUUGCGGUGCUCAACUCGACGUGAACAGACGAACAAUUGCACUGCUUUUGCACUUGACGAACAACAAAGGAUUUCGAACAUUGUGAGUGUUUUCAGCCGUUGAAUAAAAGUGACUCGGUUCGAAAAAGUAUUACAUAAAACUAAUUUCGAUUACGGAGGAGAUAACCACGCGUACCGGAUCAAACACUGAAAAGGAAGCCAACGUUGCAACAAAGCAGCAAUCGAAGUUGAAGGAAACAAACAUGCAGGCGAUAAAUUAUCUGGUCAUCGUUGCAGCACUGACCCUAGUGCAUGUGGUCGUGCCGUCAGCACAGGCUGCUAUCGAAGUAACCAAUGAACAAGUGCGGGAUGGUUUACUGUCAUUGGUUCAUUCGUAUAGUCAAUUGGAGAACAAAUUGGAUCGGCAUGAGCAACGCGAACGGGCACUGGGUGAAAUAAUCAAGCGUGGUUUGCAGGCGCUACAAAAGGGCCAAAAGAUCUUUGACCCCAUGCAAGGAUCAUAUGUUCGGCUUGAAGAGCGCGUUGGCCAAAUUGAAACGUUGCUAAUGGGUUUGGACGAGAAGUUCAGUGAACAAACGAAAUCAAACAAAGCCAUCGAAAACAUAGAAAAAUGGGUCAACUCACCGUCACGAUCAUCUGAUUCGGAUAAACUCACGGAAUUGAGCAAUCAAGUGGAGGAUCUAUCGGUGAACGUAAAAGAUUUACGCAAAGAAGUCGAUGAGCUACGUGUAAAACACGAUGGUGAUUCGCAAACUUCUCGCGACUCAUUUACGACCAUUGAAACGAAUCUUGCCAAAAAGUUGGAGGAAAAUGGCAAUGUCAUUAGCCAAAUCCAAGAGAAUUUGGGCAAAAUUGGCGGCGCUAGAUCGUCUGGUGAUGGAUCAUUGGAAGAUUCAAUUUCGAAAGAUUUGCAAUUCAUCAAAUCCAAUAUUGGUUCAAGCUCUUGUGGCGAUGGCAACAGUUCCGGUGGUCCAAUUGACAAGGACUUCUUCGUUUCAUUGACGAACCAAACACUGGACGCAAUCAGUGAUAUGCGACACGAAGUAUUGACCGCAUCCGAUAAGAGCUACGCAAAAACCACCUCAAAGCUUAAGGAGAAUGCUGCCUCACUCGAUGCUCAAAUCGGUGAACUACUGAAAAACACUGGCGAAGGUUGCGACGGCAACACACUCGAAUCGAAACAAAAUGAUGUUCAUAAAUUGGAACAAAUGCUAGCGCAAAUGGGCGAUAAUGUGCUGUCCAUUAAACGAAACAUGGAAUUUAAUGUGCAUGCCAUCACAUUAGAAGUUAGUGAAGCGAUUAAACAAAAUUCAAAGGAUUUGGAAUCAGCAAUCGGUGGUAAAUUCGAAACAAUCAACGAAACCAUUUGGAAUAAUCAUAAUGGCGCCAUUACGAAUUUAACAUCGAAAAUUGAAUCGGAAAUUAGCCAAGUGUGGCGCCAGAUUGGCAUCAUGUACCAAGAAGUAUCAUCGAGCAAAGAUGCAUUGAAUAAAUUACAAGAGCUUACCACUUCAUAUGUCAAUGGCACGGUAGAGACUAUGGACCAAAUGCAAGGAAAAGUAUCUCAAGUCACAAGGCACAUAAGUGAGGUAGACGAAAAUCUCAACUAUCUUCUGGGUCGCCUUCAAUUGGUAAUGCAAGAAUUCAAUAAAGUCAAAAGUGGUCUUGGCACCGCACUGGAUGAUAUUCGUAACAGUUUUCAGCAAGUACAUAAUAAAAUUCAAGUAGUUGGGCCGGGUCCUCAUAAAAUCGAGCCGGAUGAAGACGAAGAGAUUCCUGAUAUCCAUUUGUUGCCACAACGAGACCAACCAGCACCAAAUUAAUCGUACAUCAACUCCGUGAAUCUCAUCAUCCAUGAGGAUAUUUUUCCCCUACAUUUCGUUAGAUUUAUUGAUUAGACUAAAAGCUUGUGUCAUAUAUGAAUUAGCCACUAUUCUUUGUCAUGCAAUUACCAAAGCAAUUUUACACAGCGCCUAGAUGAUUAUAGGUUUUAGGUCACAUAUUAUAGUACUUUUUUGUUGGAGUCAGUUUACUUCAUUUGUAUUUGAAUGUCCGUUGGACUUGAAUAAAAACAAAUAAAGAAAAACCGUGAAUAAAA